CUCUCUCCCCCCUCUCUCUCUGACACCGGUGACAGGGCAGGACAGAGGUAGACUUUCAGUUCUAGCCUUCAAUACACAGUGAAACAGUAGCCGUGCCCUUAUGCAUUUUUAACAGCUCAGCAGGUGAUGGGAACAGUUUGGUUGGGACAGUUUGUCCACAGAUAGAGUGACCAAAUAAUGAGCUGUUAAUGACACUCAUUUCCCUGGAAAAAAGGACGACUUUCCUUUGAACUACAAUCACGUUCUGCUCACCUUUGACACUGCCUGCGAAUAAACAGGUGUUUUUCUUUUUGGGAAACACUUCUAUAUGUCCUGGGAGACACAAUACACGCUUCCAAAGUGUAGUAGUAAAAUAGGAUGCCCGGAGCUAGUGGCGUCAAUGCUGAGGGGUCUUGUGAGGCCCUGUGUCGAACCCUUGUCUCCCAGAAGGGCCUGCAGAGAGAGACUGCUGACAUCUCUCACUCUGUCCUCUAUACCUCACUGAUGGGCCUGCUUCUGGUCACCGACAACGAGAAAGAGAGGCUCACUGUAGGAAGUGGAAGAGUUGGCCUUAAAAACAUAGGAAAUACAUGCUUCCUGAACGCAGUUGUCCAAUGUUUGUCUCACACGCGUGGCCUCCGGGACUACAGCCUCCUCAAGUCCUACAGGGAUGACAAGUUCUCCAAAGAGGAGGCUAAGCUCAUGGAAGCUUUCUCUCAGGUGCUGUCAGGCCUUUGGGAUACAAAUGAAGGGGACACAGUGGUAAACCCACGACAGUUUUACAACAUUUUUAAAGAAGCGGUGCCUUACUUCAGUGGAUACAGUCAACAGGAUGCACAGGAGUUCCUCAGGUUCCUAUUGGACAAGCUGCACACAGAAAUCAAUCGCAGACCCUACGUUCGAAGAACAGGAAAGGAGCCUGAACAAAAUUUUGCCAGAUUUAGGAUUUCAGAAGAGGUCGCUGCCAUGUGGAAGAAGCACUUGGAGAGAGAUGACAGCAGAAUAGUAGACCUGUUCUCCGGCCAGUUGAGGAGCUCGCUGCAUUGCUCCGUAUGCUCCCACUCCUCCAACACAUUCGACGUGUUCUGUGAUCUGUCGCUGCCCAUCCCCAAGAGGAGCUCCGCUGGGCAGGUCACGCUGAGGGAGUGCCUAGAGCUCUUCUCUCAGGAGGAGAAACUGGACAAGGAUAAUUCCCCUAUGUGUGAAAGGUGUAACAGGCACACUGAGUGCACCAAGCGGCUUUCCAUCCAGAGGUUUCCCCAGGUUAUUGUGAUCCAUCUGAACCGUUUUACGACAUCUCGCUGGUCUAUCAGUAAAAGCACGGUGUAUGUGUCCUUCCCUCUGACUAACCUGGACCUCGGACGUUAUGGGCCUGUCGACUGUGGCCCAGUUCUGUAUGAUUUAUAUGCAAUAUGUAACCAUGCUGGCACAGUGAACAUGGGCCACUACACAGCCUGCUGCUCAGAUGAAAAUGGUUGGUGCUUCUACAAUGACUGCAGUGUGACUCCAGUCUCAGAGAACCAGCUUCAGACCAAUCAAGCCUAUGUGCUGUUCUACCAGCGCAGCAACAGUACCACCAUCAGGAAAUAGAUCCAAGACUGGCUGAGCCAAGCAGCCAAUCAGAGCAACUUUACCUCCAGUGUCCAUAGAAACAAAUAGAAGCAGCAGUACUGGCACCUAUAAGCAGCUCAAUCUUAAUGAGUAUGCCACCAAAUAAACUCUGUGGAGGAAGAGGGAGAUGCCAUGGUCACUUUAAGGAAAGCUUGACGAAGCAAUCUCCCCUCCUGAAUCAUAGAGAUGCAUUUGAAGAGUCUCAGUGAGAGACAGAGGCAGCUCAGACUUCAGCCUUAAGAGUGUCCGCCUACUUCUCAGGCAGAGCAGUAACUUGCACAUGAUGCAUAGCUCUUGAUGUUUAAUAAUUGUGAUUCAGGCUUGUGAUGCAACAUACACCCAAAUAAACAAAGAUACAUAUUGGGUAGAAUAAAAAUAGGCAACAACUGAUGACUCAAUAAGUGGCAUUUCAUCUAAAGCUAUGAUUUGUGAAAAUAAAGAGAACAUGAUUCAAAAUGUCUUUAGCGUAUGCUUACUCUGACAGUUAACCCUGAAACUUGAAAACAUUGGAAUGGUCUUUCCUGCAACAGAAUUAUAAUUUCUAUGUAUAUAUAAAUGUAUGUAUUUUUUUACAUCUGUGUUUUAAAUUACACUAUUGAAUGUGUGAUUUUUGAAACAUCAAUAAAAGACCACUGAAAACAUCUGAGCAAUGAAUUA
Eleginops maclovinus (Patagonian blennie) is the source of this 2247-nucleotide messenger RNA. RefSeq names its product ubiquitin specific peptidase 21 (gene usp21). Gene Ontology annotation, biological process: protein deubiquitination. Gene Ontology annotation, molecular function: cysteine-type deubiquitinase activity. Gene Ontology annotation, cellular component: cytoplasm. Bases 358 to 1569 code for a protein of 403 amino acids. The record is from RefSeq and is a predicted model, not a curated record. The transcript is spliced from 12 exons. Lineage: Eukaryota; Metazoa; Chordata; Actinopteri; Perciformes; Eleginopidae.